Molecule: messenger RNA, 7906 nt
Organism: Ruditapes philippinarum (Manila clam)
Lineage: Eukaryota; Metazoa; Mollusca; Bivalvia; Venerida; Veneridae
Product: putative leucine-rich repeat-containing protein DDB_G0290503
Exons: 9
Coding region: 601-6864 (2087 amino acids)
Source: RefSeq, a predicted model, not a curated record
CUAAAAGGAUUCGUCUACGAAAGGAUUGUAAAUAUAAAGUAAAUUAUUAUGUACAUGAAAUAUCUAUAAAUGGAAUACGGUUUAAACUUAUAUCUAUAAAGCGUUUUACUCGAUCGAGUUAUACACUAUAAUUACGUCAGGGUUGACCUAAAUUUUUAAGUAAACACAGCGACAAUAUUAAAUCGCUAUGGUUCUUGAUAACUUACACCGGAAAAGGAAGUAAACUCAUACAGAUAUUUGAAAUAACAGUACAGCCUAGAUUUAUCUAUGGCGGAGGUCAACAUCAAGUGUCGCCAAUAAAGCAUGGCGUUUUACAGCUGAGAGCAGCAAAGGAAACCCACCGUUCGGAAAAUAUUGGAGAUGUUAAAUGAUUACAAAUACUUAAAUGAGGAGGAUAGACAAAAAGGCUGAAAUAAGACGACUUAACGAGGAUUGACCUAAAUUGUUAAUGUUUUCUCAUCGAAAAUGUUACACAAUUGAUAUGGGUCUUGAUAACUUACACCGGAAAAGAAGUAAAUUCAUGAAGAUAUUUGAACAGGACAGCCAAUAUUUAACUAUGGUGUGCAACUGUAUCGAUAAAGUAUAUUGCCACUGUUAUGAAUGAACACAAAUGACAUGACUCAGGUUUGUCACAGAAAUACUUACCUCUCUCCUGAUAUCGAGGGAAAGUUGGAACAAUAUGACAUAAAGAUUGACCAACAUAGUGAAAACAUUGAAGAUCGUGAGAAGUUAUUGAUUAUAAAGUUAAAAAGGUUUAGCAUCGAUUUGAAAAAUGCGCAAUACAAAUUGUGUGAACAGGAGAGAGAGAUAAAAUUAUUACGCGUUCAAUUAAAAAAGGAAGGCGGCUGUGAUUAUGUAAUACCAGGAGUAUGUGAUUCAGAAACAUUAUAUGAUAUUGAGAGGAAUAAUGUUUGUCAAUAUACGAGUUCUGCAAAGGAAGAUACUGAAAUGACAAAAAUGGAAAUGCACAAAAUAAUUGAUAAUCUGAUAGAAGAAACGGAAUCAUUGAAACGUCAAAUGAGUACCAAGGAUAUUGAAAUUAGGCAACUUGGAUUCAGAUAUAAACUAUCAGAUGACAUCCUGAAAGAAAGUAAGUUAGGGAAGAGAACAAAAUUCUGCAACGUUCUUUAUGAAAAAGCUUAUCUACAAGAACACAUGGAAUUUCUGCAGGAGGACAAUCUAAAAAAGGAUGAAGAACUCUUAAAAGCAAGACGUGAACUAAAAAGGGCACAGGAAUGGAAAAUGGAUAUGUCAGACAAGUGCACCAUUAAAGCAAGACUUACAGCACACAAGCAAGAGAUCAGAAGUCUUCAGGAAACAAUUAAGCGUGUAGUAUUCCUCAAAGAUGAGAUUCAAGUAGAAUUGAAUAAGUCACUACAAAAAGAGGCUGAGUUGCAGAUAACUGUGUCACAGCUUGAAGAUGAGAAUAAGGAAAAAGAAAAAAAGAUAAAUAUAAUGACAUACCGGCUGAAUAGGAAUAUUGGAAUCAUUCAUGAUAACAAAGAUGAAAGACAUGCAUUGAAAGAACUGAAACAGAGCAAACGUGAGAUUGAAUACGAAAGGGAAAAGACAUUCACUAAACAAAUGCAAAUGAGUAAAAUAUUUGAAGAAAAUGAACAUUUAAAAAAAGAAAUAUUGAGAAAAGAUAGAGACAUACAAGAACUUACUGAUUUCUCUAAAAGUACUGAGACACUGAAAAAAGAAACAGAAGCAAAAAUGAGUGACAUGCGAAGUGAAGCAAACAAGCAAACUGUAUAUCUUCAAGAACAAUUAAAGCAAUCACGUAAUGAAAUAGCUUCGCUCCGUGUAAAUUGCAAUAAACUUAAAUAUAGUAAUCAGCAAAAAGAUUUUCAGAUAUCUGAACUGAAGCAUGAAACUGAACGGAAUACCAAAACAUUGCAGGAAAGAGAAUCUGAAAUGCAGAGGCUACUGAAAGAUGCAAAAUGUGAGCUUGAAACCUGUAAAAAAGAGAUUGAAAUGGAAAAAAAUCAGUCUAAAAUCGAAAUGACUAAAUUAGGUAGUGAAAUUGAAUACUGUUAUUUGAAGAUAAAGGAAAAAGAAUCCGAUUUAGUAAGACUGGGUGUCGAGUAUAGAAAUCGAGUUGAACUAAAAGAGCAAGAAGAACAUAAACUUCGUGACAUUAUAAGCAGACACUUCAGGGAUAUAAAGAAUCUUGAAAAAGAAUUAGAGAAACGAAAUGUUGAAAUUUUUGCAAAAGAGAAAAUGACACAACAAAAAGAUGAAUUGAAACAAGCGUUAAAUCAGUCGCACGAGGUUGCUGUAAAAAAAGAUUCUCUCAAACAGGCAUUGGAUAGGUCAGCUCAAAUGGAAGAAGCAUUACGUAAAACAGUAAAUGAACUACGGAUCGUUGGUCAUUCAUUGCAAAUGCAAAAGGAAAACGCAGAGGAAAGAUUGAAACAUUUCGAAGAACAGAUGGAAUAUGACAAAGAAAAGGUGUAUACAAUUAAACGUCAGAUGUGUAAGGAAAUUGAAGAUUUGAAAAAAGAAUUGACGGAAAAGGAAACAGCAUUACAAGAUAUUCAUAUUCAGUAUCACGACUCUGUGAAACUGCAGGAAGAAAUGGAGAUGAAACUAAAUGGAGUAAUCAGUCAAAAGGAGCUUGAAAUUAAAGAAAAAAAAUGUCAGAUUACAGAAUUAAAAUGUCAGUUAAAGGAAAUAACAGAAACAUCACAGCAAAGGGAGUCUGAAUUAAGAAAAAUAAAUAGUUCUUUGAAGUUGCAACUUAAGACUAUGGAGAGAGAUUUGAAGAAACUUACUCUGGAUAUUACAUAUGGAAACGAAAGAGCAAGAACAAAUAAAAAGCGUAUGGAGAAAAUGAAUGACGAAAUUAAAAGCCUUCAACUAACAUUGAAGGAAAAAGAAAGUAACAAUAAAAAUUUAAAAGAUGAUAUUCAUCAGAUGAAAAAAGAAGAAACAAAAUUAAAUUCCAUUGCUCACAAACAGAGGAAUGAAAUUAAAGAUCUUAAAGGAAAAAUAGAGGAAAAAGAUUUAGAAGUUACACAUGUUGAUCAAAGUAAAGAACUUGAACUGUUUCAACAAGAAUUAAAUAAAUCAAAAGAAGAAGAGCUUGACCUGCGAGAAAUUAACCAAGUUCUACGGAAUAGAAAUGCUGAAAUUGAAAUGGAAGUUACUGAUUUAAAAAAACAGGUGGAUGAAAUUUCAAAAACAUCAAAUCAGACAGAACAUGAAUUAAGAAAUAUCAAUCUUUCUUUGGAACAGCAAGUUAAAAAUUCAGAAAUUAGAUUGGAACAGCAACAGCUUGAAAUCUCACAUGAAAAAGAAUUGACACUAACAAAUCAAACACGUAUCGAACAAUUGAGCGAAGAAAUAGAAUGUUUAAAACUAACAAUGAAGGAAAAAGAUAAGACUUUGCAAAAAUAUCAUGAACGAUUUGAAGAUGCCAAUCAAUGUAAGGAAGAAGCAGUUUCAAAACUGAAUAUAGUCGUCAACAAGCAGAAGAAAGAAAUUCAACAUCUUCAAGAAGAAGUUGAAAAUAGGGAUAUGAAACUAGCUAGCGUUGAUCAAGUUAAUAAACGUAGUUAUCAUGUGCAACAAGCUUUAAAUGAGUCACACGGAAAGGAGUCUGAAUUAAGUAAAACUAUCAAUGCCCUACAAAGAGGUUAUCAAGAAAAAGAAGAUCAAAUAAGUAACUUAAAGAGUCAAGUAAAUGAAUUGACAGAUACAUUCAACAAAAGAGAAGCAGAAUUGAACAUUAUGAAUCGUUCUUUGCAAACACAACUAAACACUACAAAAGAAGAACUAAGACAGCUACACAAAGAUGUAUCACACGACAAAGCAUUAGUAAGCACAAAUCAAAAGCAUAUGGUAGAAAUGGGUAAAGAAAUUAAAAAAUUAAAACAAGAUUUGGAGCAAAAAGAAAUAACUUUGCAAGAACAUAAUGUUCAGUAUGAGGCUUGUAUUAAAAUUAAGCAAGGGGAAGAAUCGAAACUGAAUGCAAUUAUCGAAGAACAAAAAUGCAAAAUUCAAUCUUUAAAAGAAGACAUUAGGGAAAAAAAUAUGGAAGUAAAUAGUAUAGAAAAAAUUAAGAAACAAAAGGAUCAGAUUCAGGAAGCGUUUGAUGCGCUUCGGGUAAAAGAAACUUCCCUUUGUAAAAGUAGCCGAGUUCUUGAAAUCAAAAAUAAAGAGAAAGACGAAGAAGUCACCGAAUUAAAGCAACAGCUUGAUGACCUGAGGAAAACAUCGAAUCAAAAGGAAAAUGAAUUAAAAAAUAGCAUUUCUUCUUUGAAACAGGAAUUAAACAUUAAAGAAACAGAAUUGGGGCGAAAAGAGGUAGAACAUUCAAAUGUAAAAGCAUUGAUAAGCACGAAAGACAAGCAUGAUGCGACAAUGGCUGGGGAAAUCGAUCGCUUAAAGGUAGAAGUGAAGCUUAAAGAAACACUGUUGCAAGAAUUUAAUGGCAAGUUAAAAGAUGCUGUAAAAGUUAAAGAAGGAACAGAAUCAAACCUGAAAGAAAUCAUUAUUAAACAAAAUGAAGAUAUUAAUCAUUUAAAAGCCAAAAUUGAAAUGCAAAAUAAUCAAAAUGUCACCAUUGAUGAAGUAGAAAAUCGUAGCAAACAAAUUCAACAAGCAUUAAAUGAAUCACACAAGAAAGAGGCUGAAUUAGGUAGAACAAUCGAUAUUCUACAAAGAAGAGACAAAGAAAACGAAGGUCAGAUAAGAGAACUGAAAGAUCAGAUGAACGAAUUGUCGAAUACGUCUAAACGAAAGGAAAAUCAAUUACAAAGUAUGAUUUCCUCUUUGCAAACACAACUCAAAAAUACAGAAUCAAAAUUGAAGGAGCUGCACCAAGAAAAGUUGCAUGAAAAAGAAUCAUUAAGCACAUAUAAAAAACAAAUGGUGGGAUUAAAUAAAGAAAUCGAAAGUUUGAAACAGGAAGUAAAACUAAAAGACGCAAGAAUACAUGAGUAUGAUAUCCAGUGUAAAGAUGCUCUUAAAACUAAACAAGAAGCUGAAUGGAAACUGAAAGAAAUCAUCAACAAACAAAACAAUGAAAUUCAACAUCUGCAAAAACAAAUUGAGAAAAAAGAUAUAGAAGCAAAUGAUAUUGCGGAACUUAAGAAACAUAAUGAGGAAGUUCAACGAGCAUUUAAUGACCUAUGUGAAAAAGAGGCUGAUCUUCGUAAAAGUAACAAAGAUCUACAUUGUAGAAACAGGGAAAAAGAAGAUGAAGUCAGAGAAUUAAAGAAGCAACUGAGUGAAAUGUUAAAAACAGUAAGUCAGAAGGAAAAUGAAUCACAAAAUAUUAUCCAUUCUAUUAAACAGCAACUUAAGAAUACAGAGGCAAUCAUGAGGCAACAACAGUUAGAUAUAUCACAAGAAAAGAAAUUGAUGAGCACUAAAGACAAAGAUAUGGUAAAAAUGACAGAAGAAAUUAAAAGUUUGAAAUUACAAGUGAAGCAAAAAGAAUCAACGUUGCAAAAAUGUAGCGAACAAUAUACAGAUGCUGUUAAAUUGAAGCAAGAAGCAGAAUCGAAAUUGAACGAAAUUAUCCACAAUCACAAGACAGAAAUUCGACAUCUUCAAAGAGACAUUGAGAGAAAAGAUAAUGAAAUAGCAAGAAUCGAACAAAUAAAUAUACGUUACGAAAAGGUCAAGAACACAUUAAAUGAGUCACAAGAAAAGGAAGUAACAUUUCGUGAAACUAUAAAAGCACUUGAGAAUAAAAAUCAGGAAAAUGAAAAUAGAAUUGCUGAAUUGAAACGCAAACUUGACAAAACAUCAGAAGAGUCUCAUAAAAUGGAAAUUGAAUUGAAAGAAACGAAACAUUUAUUGAAUGGAAAAAUUAAAAGUAUAGAAACAGAAAAAGAUCAAUAUAAACAAGAUAUUGCAAAUGCAAAACAACUUUCAAAGGCUGCGCAGAUAAAGAUGUCUGAAAUGGAUACAAGAAUUAACGAUUUAACGAAUAAAUUGAAAAAGAAGGAAGAGGACCUACAAAAAGGAAAAGAAAACCUAAGCGGCAUAAUUGAUUCACAAAAAGAGCAAAUUCAACAUCUUGAAAGGGAAGUUCAGAAGCGAGAAAGGAAGAUGAAGUCUGUACAAAUAGAAAAAGAUAAUGAACUGCAGGAAAUGGAAAAAAAUAUGGUCGAAUUGGAAAAUCAAAUGAAACAUAUGCUAUCAAAAUUACGUGACACGGAGGCUGAGUUAGAUGAAACAAAAUCAAGGCUGAGUCGCGUAAUGGGAGACAGAUUGACUGACAACAACCCAAAUAUAACCGAUUUAAGUGACAGAAAUCGUCCUACAAAAAUAGCCGAGAAAUGUGCUGAGUUGUACGAUAAUGAAUGGACAGAUGCCUUUGAUGUUUUAGAAAAGCUAUUCCGGACCGAGGAGGCUGCGAUUGAAGCACUUUUGCUUAUUUUACAAAACGCCAUGCAUUUCUGUAAGACAAUGGCACAGCGUCAGAUAGAGUUUAUAGAGCGAGAAAUGUAUUUCGCAGAUGAAAAAGAAAAAAUUGCAGUAUCAUCAGAUAUUCAAAAAUUGAUUAAAGACAGACGUAAAGCUACGGCAACUGCUGUUGUUGGAAAUCUUAAAAAGAUAUAUUUUGCUGAACUGAAGCAAUCGAAAGAUAAAAUAAUGAGAGCUGCCUUAGACGUUGAACCGUAUACAUCAGAAUGUAUCGAAAUCUGCUGGUUUAUGCUGAUACAGGAUCCUCCUGUUGUUUUCGCUCCUUUGCCAAUUAAAGGAUCGAGUUUCGACACUAACUUUUACAAACCCUAUACCAAAAGCGGGACUCAUGUCGACUUCGCUGUAUGGCCUGCCUUAUUACUGCAUGACGGAGGUCCAAUCCUAGCAAAAGGAGUGGCCCAAGGGUACGGAAACAAAUAAGUUAUGACUGUAAUGUAGGAAUGAAUCGCAAAAUAUUAAAAUCUUGUGUAUAUACACAAAUGUAUGUCAAACGUGUCUAUAGAACGAUUCUAUUACAGUAACUUUAGAAUUGCACAAUAUAUCAUUACUUACUAUAAUGAUGGAUAUAUCCGCAGAUCAACAAAUUAACUACUGUUUAACUUAAAUUUACUUUGUUUAUUGAUGUGUUGUUGUUUUUUGUUUGAAAUUAUCAUUAAUUUCACAUCCAUGGAAUUAUUUUUUCUUGAAUUGUUGUUGAAUUAUAUUGUGUAUUGGAAGGAUAGACAUAUUUACUAAUUUUGUAUGCUGAAAUAGAAUUCAUUUCUGAAACACAAAUUGUAUAUACUUUGUUUAUUGAUGUGUUGUUGUUUUUUGUUUGAAAUUAUCAUUAAUUUCACAUCCAUGCAAUUAUUUUUCUUGAAACAUUCAUCUUCAUCUUUAGAUUUAGAUAGAUACCUUUUGUUUUUAAUAUUGAGAAUUUUUCCCAUGUUUAAAGGCUUUUUCUUAUGUUUGGUAGGAAUAGUUAUUGUGAAUUGGAAAGAUAAACAUAUUUACUAAUUUUGUAUGCUGAAAUAGAAUUCAUUUCUCAAACAUAUAUUGUAUAUUAAUUUGUCAUAGUGGUGAUGUAGCUACUGUUAGUAGAAAUAUAAUACAUGCAUAUUAAACAGUUUUUAUGAUACCUCAAGUUAUGUUAUUGUUAUACAUUUUAUGUCUCUAUGAAGAAAUGCUUUGCAUUGAUGUCAGUGAAAGUAUUAUUAUUGUUUACCUGUUCCGAUUUUCCAAAUGGAAUAUUCAUCCUCAGCGGUUAUUGUGUGUCUCAUACUGAGUAUUUUAAUGUUUUACUGAUAUAUACUUUUUAUAUGACCAUUUUUGUUACGCAAAGAACUUUUUGACUAUCAUAUUUGUUAUACAUUUAAAGAGAAGUACGUCGAUCGUUUUGUUGCCAACACCUUUAGAAGCAUUUGGCUACAAUUGUAUUGUUUAUUUAUUGUUUAAUUUUUGUGUAUUGAACAGACCAAUCUUU